CGAAGUAAACAUUAAACAAAGUCAACACUCAGAAACCCAGCAAAAACAACAAACAAAAACCAGUGCCCCUUCUCUCAAGUCUCAACCUCGUUCUAAUCGCCCCAAAUCUCUCUCUUCUUUCUCUCUCUCUCUCUAGCUUCUCCUUCUCUUUCUAGUAAGUCUACACCAUAAACCCUAAUGCUCUGCACUGCAAAACCUCUAUAACCCACUUACAUUCUCUCUCUCACUUUUUGGUAGAUUUGGGUUUAAAGGUUUGAUAUAUGAUGUGAAAAAUGGAGGGUCAAAGUAAAGGGAGCUCAAGCGAGGGUCGCCCUCCGAACCCUCUCUCCGCCGCUACCGCCACCGCCUACCGCCCCUGUUUCAGCACCGACCGCCUCCCUCUGCCUUGUAACAAAUCUCUCAUUCGCCACCCUUCUCUCAUGAAGAGUAAGGCCUCGGAUGUGUGUGUGGAACCGGGGCAUGGUCUAGAGAAUUGUGAGUCUGAGUUCAUCCCAAUUGUUCGCUCUGGGGCGUGGGCUGACAUGGGGUUUCGUACAAAAAUGGAAGAUGUAUAUGUUUGUGUUGACAACUUUGCUCGGGAUUAUGGGCUCGAGAAUUUUACUGAUGCGCCCAAUGCCUUCUACGCAGUGUUUGAUGGGCAUGGUGGAAAGCAUGCUGCUGACUUUGCUUGCUGUCAUUUGCCAAAGUUCAUUGUUGAGGAUGAAGAUUUCCCAAGGGAUAUUGAAAGGGUUGUUGCUUCGGCAUUUCUGCAAACUGACACUGCCUUUGCGGAAGCUUGCUCCUUGGAUGCUGCCCUUGCAUCUGGCACUACUGCUUUGGCAGCUCUUGUUGUUGGAAGGUUGUUGGUGGUGGCAAAUGCUGGAGAUUGUCGAGCAGUGCUGUGCCGCCGUGGCAAAGCAAUUGAAAUGUCGAGGGAUCACAAACCACUUUGCAUCAAAGAGAUGAAACGAAUCGAGGCAUCUGGAGGUUAUAUAUACGAUGGCUACCUCAAUGGACAACUUAAUGUUACUCGUGCUUUGGGAGACUGGCAUAUGGAAGGAAUGAAAGGUGGGGAUGGUGGGCCACUCAGUGCAGAGCCUGAGCUUAAGUCCACAAAAUUGACGGAGGAAGACGAAUUCCUCAUCAUAGGUUGUGAUGGAAUCUGGGAUGUGUUUAGGAGUCAAAAUGCUGUGGAUUUUGCUCGGCGCAGACUUCAGGAGCAUAAUGACCCAGCCUUGUGUAGUAAGGAUCUGGUUGAUGAGGCUUUGAAGAGGAAGAGUGGGGAUAAUUUAGCUGCUGUUGUGGUCUGUUUUCAACACCAGCCUCCCCCCAACUUGGUCGCCCCACGCUCUAGGGUGCAGAGGAGCUUUUCUGCAGAAGGUUUGAGGGAGUUGCAAAGCUUCUUAGAUAGUUUGGCAAAUUGAGAUGGUGACACAGCUUUCCUCUUCUUUUUUUCUUUCUUAAAUUAUUUUUUAAUCGUUUUAAUUCAGAAAUUUAUUGUAGUUUUAGUUUUAGAUGCUGAGGGAGAAUCUUGAGUCCCAACUGUAACAUAUGCGGCAGCAAGUCAAUAACAUGAUUUGUUGUUUCCUUUGAAGUUGAUUUAUCUUAUGUCUGCCUUAGUUCAGGCAUUUCCUGAUUCGGAAAGAUUUAUUCCUCGAUGUCUUGGAUUAUAACUGUAAAUUAAUUUAUUUGACUGUUUAGAUCUU
Quercus lobata is the source of this 1685-nucleotide messenger RNA. It is a transcript of the gene DBP1, whose product is annotated as DNA-binding protein phosphatase 1. The transcript is spliced from 4 exons. Lineage: Eukaryota; Viridiplantae; Streptophyta; Magnoliopsida; Fagales; Fagaceae. Gene Ontology annotation, molecular function: cation binding; protein serine/threonine phosphatase activity. The coding region runs from base 273 to 1403 and encodes 376 amino acids. The record is from RefSeq and is a predicted model, not a curated record. Gene Ontology annotation, biological process: protein dephosphorylation.